CCAUUAACGAGUGAAAUGAAGUUUGAGGGGACAGUUUUCGUGGGUUGUUUUGUUCUAAUCUGUGUCUCGGCAGUAUAUAAAGAUGUAGUGUAUGUUAUGGACCGCUCCGGAAGUGUUAAGGAGGCUGACUUUGACGAGUCUGUGGACUUUGUGUACAACGUCACCGAGUACCUCGCGAUCGGGACGUCAGAGAUGCAGGUCAGCAUCGUCAUCUUCUCAAGCUCCCACUCCGAGGAAUUCGAUCUUAAUGACUUCACGAGCAAAGCCGACCUGCUGAACGCCAUUAAAAAUCUACGGGGCACAAGAACCACAGGCAAGACGUACACAUAUGACGCAAUUGACUACGUCAAAGACAACUCUUUUACGUCUGCAAAAGGUGGAAGAAGCGGAGCGAAUCGGACGGUGGUCAUUCUCACGGAUGGGCUUUCAAAUAACUUUACACGAACGGUUACUGCAGCAGACGAACUUCGCGCUGGAUUGGGAGCGGAAGUAUUCGCGAUUGGAAUCGGCUCAACGGUCUCCAAAUCAAAUGACGAACUGAAAGGAAUCGCCAGUGAUCCCGACUCUUACUAUGUUCACUAUAUUGAUACAUUUGUGUAUCUCUGCAAUCUGAUUCCAGCAUUAGUUCCAAAGCUUGACAGCACAGUGACCCCUUCUUUACUAGCCGACUGUCCCACCCCACCUUCUUCCACGCAAGAAAGUACAACAGCAGCAGCAACAACAACAGGAAGUACAAGUGGCAACACAGACCUGGCAACAGCAACAACGACAGUGACAACUUCAGAGACAACAUCAAAGAGCACAGAAACCAGUACAUCCAGCAUCACAACAGACAGCGCGACAACUGUUAUACAGACAACUAGAGUCGGCACAACACUUGCAGCAAUAGGAACAACACAAAUUAUACAAAAAACAGGCGAUCAGUCACCCUCGUCUCAACCGAGUGGAUCUUCAAGUAACACGGCAGCCAUUGCGGCAGGGGCUGCCUUGGGAGCGCUAGCGGCAGCUGCUACUCUCAUUGUGUCCGCCAGUCUUCUUCGCCGAUGGCACUUAUCAACCAAAGAGGAUCCGAUGGUGUUGGCAGCUGUUAACCAGUACCAGCAAGCACCCAUAGGACCGUCCAAAGCUUCGUUUAGUUUUGCCUGAUUUUAGGAUGAAUUUCAAAGAUGUUAAGAGUGCAAUACGUGGUCGGCUGGUGCUUCGCAAUUACGCAAUUUUAAAAAUUUCAAUCCAAGGAUUUCAUAUGAAGUGCUAAUUCACUUGGAAUGUAGAAUGUCGAGAUAUAGACUGUAUAUAUGUUUUAACAGUUUUAACGGUGCAUUUGCAUUACUUUUUUCGGGUUCACAAUCCCUGAUUUAUUUCGAGUCGUCAGAUUGAAUUUGUGUGCAUUUCCCAUGAACUUCAAAAAGCUCAAAAUAUUAAAUCUAAAAGUUAUAACAGGUAAUUCCAUUCAAGACUAAAAUUAACUCAAUCAUAAUAUCAAUCUACUGAACUAAAAUCUGAUUUUGAGAGAAAUGAAACCGGACACUUUGGUCUAUAGACAGUAAACUUUAUACGAGUACAUGUACUGAUAUCGUGAUGAUCCAAGUACUGGUACAUGUGCCUUUUAUUGUUUAUACAUGUAUUUCCCAGUGUCUUUGCCAGUGAUAACACCAAGAAUCGAUUGUGUAAUGUAUGGUUCAAUACAUUUCAUCAAUGACUAUUUUAAAAUAUUUAAUCGUACUAUAAUUGCUGAAAUUACAUAGAAAUAAGUUUUGAAAUUUAUCACCUUAUAAUACUAAAAGAACGAUUCCUUAAUUAAUGAAAAUCCUCCAGAUUUGUGGCCUUGACAGUAUUUUUUUUAUAUUUGUGUAGAGCUUGUUAUCCGUUAUUCGUGUAUAAAUGUACGUGUACGUUUUAUAAAUACUGUUAUUGGACUUCUUUGCUUUGUUUUGAUUUCAAUAAAGGAUAUACAUGUA
Molecule: messenger RNA, 1958 nt
Organism: Magallana angulata
Lineage: Eukaryota; Metazoa; Mollusca; Bivalvia; Ostreida; Ostreidae
Product: collagen alpha-1(XIV) chain-like
Exons: 6
Coding region: 16-1146 (376 amino acids)
Source: RefSeq, a predicted model, not a curated record